AUGGGAGAAUCCGUAGGGGCCGUGAAGAGGAUUCGAACCAAUGCGGUGCGUGUUCCCCAGGCACACGCCCCCGGACAACCAGGCCAAGACAUGGUCAAAAGGAUUGCAACCUGGAGUUCUACUGAACACACGAGGGAUUCCUGGGGCUUCCACUCAAGCUGGACGAUCAGAAUUUUCACAACAUUUAUUCUUUGUACUCUGGCUGGCAACUGUUGUUGGAUUGCCUCUUGGGAAGGUUCAGAAGGUCGUCCACUGGACCAACUCGUCCACUGGAUCAGCUCGUCCACUGGAUCAACUCGUCCACUGGAUCAACUCAUCCACUGGAUCAACUCGUCCACUGGACCAACUCGUCCACUGGACCAACUCAUCCACUGGAUCAACUCGUCCACUGGAUCAACUCGUCCACUGGAUCAACUCGUCCACUGGAUCAGCUCGUCCACUGGAUCAACUCGUCCACUGGAUCAACUCAUCCACUGGAUCAACUCGUCCACUGGAUCAACUCAUCCACUAGAUCAACUCGUCCACUGGAUCAACUCGUCCACUGGACCAACUCGUCCACUGGAUCAGCUCGUCCACUGGAUCAACUCAUCCACUGGACCAACUCAUCCACUGGAUCAACUCGUCCACUGGACCAACUCGUCCACUGGACCAACUCAUCCACUGGAUCAACUCGUCCACUGGAUCAGCUCGUCCACUGGAUCAACUCGUCCACUGGACCAACUCGUCCACUGGACCAACUCGUCCACUGGACCAACUCGUCCACUGGACCAACUCGUCCACUGGACCAACUCGUCCACUGGAUCAGCUCGUCCACUGGACCAACUCAUCCACUGGACCAACUCAUCCACUGGACCAACUCGUCCACUGGACCAACUCAUCCACUGGACCAACUCGUCCACUGGACCAACUCGUCCACUGGAUCAACUCGUCCACUGGACCAACUCAUCCACUGGACCAACUCAUCCACUGGACCAACUCGUCCACUGGACCAACAAUUUUUUUCUUAUGAAGUGA
Molecule: messenger RNA, 1014 nt
Organism: Procambarus clarkii (red swamp crayfish)
Lineage: Eukaryota; Metazoa; Arthropoda; Malacostraca; Decapoda; Cambaridae
Source: RefSeq, a predicted model, not a curated record